This is a messenger RNA of Brassica oleracea var. oleracea, 853 nucleotides long. RefSeq lists its product as uncharacterized. Gene Ontology annotation, cellular component: membrane. The record is from RefSeq and is a predicted model, not a curated record. Lineage: Eukaryota; Viridiplantae; Streptophyta; Magnoliopsida; Brassicales; Brassicaceae.
CAAACAAUGUUGGGUUUGAUUCAUGUCCUUGAUGAGCUCGUCAUUGGUCUUACACCACUGCUUAUCAUUCACUAGCCAAAACUCUGUUCCUGAAUCAUCCUCUCUCGGUUACAGUCCUUGUCACUCGAUUUCAUUGCGGGGUAAGAGAAGGAAAGUCACACGGGUAAUAAAGAGGAGAAGAAGCUGGUGGCAGAGGUUUUUCUUUGAUGAUGUUGGUUUGAGGGAUGACGACAUCGUUGAGGAGACAGCUGAGUUUGAAAAGGAUGAUGAGAUGUCCGAUGAAGAGAAAUUCGAGGCUUGGAAGACACGAGCAGAGGCCAUUGUGGAGCUAGGGGAAGGUCAGGAGGAGAUUGGUGACAAUGCUUAUGAUGGUGAUGUGAGCAAGAAAUGGGAGGAUUGGAUUGUGGAUUCAGAUGAUAGUUUACUUGAGUCCUGGAGCCGAGGAGGUGAGGGAAGUGACGACAGAUCAGAACUUGAUGAGUUGAUUGUUCCAGAAAGAGGGUUGGUUAAAAUGGUGAGGGAUACGGUUUUAGGAGUAGAGGAGGACGAUGAUAUUCCAUAAGAAGUUCGUGUUUUUCGUUAUGCAUCUUCAAAAUCUGCUAAAUUUUUGGCGGUAUCGACCCUCAUACCAUGGGCAUUGGACAUUUUAGCCCAUGAUUAUGUACUCAUGCCCUUUUUAGACAGAUAUGUAAAGACACCACUUGCUUCGCAGACACUUGAUGUGAGACGUAGUCAGAAGCUAGAAAUGGUAAAGGAACUGAAUAGAGAGAAAGCUAGGUACCAUCUUGAAGUCGAAAUUGGCAAAUCUCCGCUUCUCUCUGAUGAUGAUUUAUGGUGGGAGUUGCGGGGGUAA